AUGCCAUCACAAAAGUCCUCUCCUAAAACCAUUACAGAAAACCAUGUGGAGGUUUUUGACCCAGAUUUUAAGUUUAUGUACUUGGUGCCAACUAAUCUGGUCGUUCACACCCCACCAGCACGUUUGAAUAUUUCCCGUUUGGUUGUUUGCCGAAACUACAUACCAGGAAAGGAGGGUUCAUGUGUGAAGGAGGAAAAUUGUCGUUUUGUGCACGCUGAUGUGGACUAUGAUAAAUUACAGGCACAAUCGGUUCACGUGAACUAUAUUUGGCGUCAUGAAGACAUCUGCACUUAUAAGCGGUUACCUCCUGGUGAUGUUCUUGAAGUUGUGUCAUGGAAUGGAGCACAGAGGCCUGAUUUAAUUCCCAGUGAACGUAUCCUUGUGACACGACGAGCUUUAUCGCAUUGCGAACCGAACGGAUCUCCUCUUUCUCAUUGUGUUCAUUUUUAUUGUAAUCGUAUGUGUAACCGGGGUGAAAACUGUAAUUUCAUUCAUGCGAUUUAUGUGGACCCGAAUAUCACUAGGGAUUUUAAACGUGCUCCUGCACAACCGAUACCACGAUUUAAUGUGAGCAAUCGUUCAUCAAGGACAGAAACCUCCGAUCCUUCUGUUGGUUGGGUAAAUCAUUUUACUCCAAAUUCUCCGCAGUAUGGUUCUUUGCAUCCCCUAAAGCGAUGUAUUGCACCGACGCCCCCUCAAGCAAAAACACCAAUUUCUCUUCCUAUACCUUCUGCGAUGAAUGACCAGUGUGAGACGUACGGUACGAAGUCUACCACCCCCCCGGACGUCGUUAAGACGACACUCCUUGAGGGCAGCGAUAGCUGUCUUCAGCUGAGUGGUUCUUGUGCGGCCGCGGGCAAGACGGGGUUUGCGGCUCUGCAGUUCUCCGCCCCGGAGGGUCGCGGGCGGCAGCACUCCUUCAGCGGGAGUUUCGCUCCACCCGCCCAAGCUCCCAUGGCCGUCUCCCACCCCGGUGGCGAGGUGGGCAGCAGCAGCAGCAGCAGCAGCGUCGGUCUUCGCCCGGUCGCGAAGGGGUUCGACGGCAUCGCCGAGCGCUCGCGCAUGGAGAGUUCCGACGGCUUCACUGCCUCCCCUUCCGCCUCCACGCAGAGCGCCAACGCCUCCGUUGGCCAAACACCGCUACAGCCGCAACUCAGCUCACCGUACAUCGGGCCGUGGGGCACGGUGCUCUCGGGUUCCGCCUCACGCCGCUCAUAUCGACACAACCCGUACCUUCCAGUCCACAGCAAGGGAGUGGAGGGGUGA
This is a messenger RNA of Trypanosoma theileri, 1266 nucleotides long. Its product is annotated as zinc finger protein family memeber. NCBI's taxonomy places the organism in Eukaryota, Euglenozoa, Kinetoplastea, Trypanosomatida, Trypanosomatidae. The transcript has a single exon. Bases 1 to 1266 code for a protein of 421 amino acids. The record is from RefSeq and is a predicted model, not a curated record. Gene Ontology annotation, molecular function: metal ion binding.